Molecule: messenger RNA, 2015 nt
Organism: Erigeron canadensis
Lineage: Eukaryota; Viridiplantae; Streptophyta; Magnoliopsida; Asterales; Asteraceae
Product: butanoate--CoA ligase AAE1-like
Exons: 2
Coding region: 234-1892 (552 amino acids)
Source: RefSeq, a predicted model, not a curated record
AUUGCCCGUUCCUAUAUUCCUUUCGGGAAUCUGAAGACUGGUGGACUGCAUACCGGUCGGUGGAAAUUUGGAUGCAUACAACAAUAAAUAUACAAGUAAUCAGACCCCAAAAAAAAGUAUAUAUAAAAAAAAGUAGAAACUGGCUUAAUGAAUUCGGUUGCUCGUAUUUAUCCACCAACAUAACACCCAUUUCUUUCCAUUUCUAUUGAUUAAUCAAUAAAUAAAAGAUAGAAAUGGAAGGGACGAUUCGUUGUGAUGCGAAUUACGUUCCAUUAACUCCAAUAAGUUUUCUGGAAAGAUCAGCAGUUGUUUAUAGAGACAGAUUGUCGGUUGUUUAUGAUCAUCAUGUUAGCUUCACUUGGCGACAGACUCGUGAUCGAUGUCUCAAAAUUGCUUCUUCUCUUGCAUCUCGUUUUCAUAUUGCUCGCCACGAUGUUGUGGCUGUCAUGGCCCCGAAUAUUCCAGAAAUGUAUGAGCUCCAUUUUGCAGUCCCGAUGGCAGGUGCUGUUCUUUGUUGCCUCAACAUCCGUCAUGAUUCAGCAAUGGUGUCAACUUUACUCAAACAUUCAAGUGCCAGACUUUUAUUCGUGGAUUACCAAUUUAUAGAUGUCGCCAAGGGUGCAAUAGAUAUCAUGAAAUCAAUGUCUACAGUUCCUCAACUGGUGUUGAUUCCAGAUUCUAGUGGGGGUUCCCUACAGCCAAAGUUGGAAAUUACGGAGUACCAAACACUUUUGGAUAUGGGAAGUCUUGAUUUUGAGAUCAGAAGACCGAUUGAUGAGUGUGACCCGAUUGCACUUAAUUAUACAUCAGGAACAACUUCAAGUCCUAAAGGCGUGGUUUAUAGUCACAGGGGUGCUUAUCUGAACUCUUUAGCAACUGUAUUACUUAAUGAUAUGCCAUCGAUGUCUGUAUACUUAUGGACGCUUCCUAUGUUUCACUGCAACGGAUGGUGUUUGACGUGGGCAUUGGCGGCGCAGGGUGGUAAAAAUGUCUGCCUCAGGGAGGUGACUGCAAAAGGUAUCUUUGAAAGUAUAUGUCGACACAAAGUAACACACAUGUCUGGUGCUCCUACAGUUUUGAAUAUGAUGAUCAAUGCGCCGACCACAGAGCAGCUCCCACUUCCAGGAAAGGUAUUGGUGAUGACCGGUGGUGCUCCACCACCUUCUCAGGUGCUUUUUGGUAUGGAGCAGCUGGGGUUUGAUGUGUGUCACGGAUAUGGUCUCACUGAGACGUAUGGUCCUGCAACGGUGUGCACCUGGAAACCUGAGUGGAACUCAUUGCCAGCAGAUGCAAGAGCGACAAUCAAGUCCCGGCAAGGAUUGAAUCAUUUAGGUUUGGAGCAAAGCGAUGUUAAGGAUCCAGUGACCAUGAAAAGCGUUCCAUGGGAUGCCAAGACAAUAGGAGAGGUCAUGUUACGUGGAAACACUGUAAUGAAUGGAUAUUUAAAGGACACAAAGGCGACACAAGAAGCUUUCAAGGAUGGAUGGUUUCGAAGUGGUGAUUUAGGGGUGAGACAUCCAGAUGGUUACAUUGAACUCAAGGAUCGGUCCAAAGACAUUAUAAUUUCGGGUGGCGAGAAUAUCAGUACCAUCGAGGUGGAAUCCGUGCUUUUCAGGCAUCCGGACGUUCUUGAGGCGGCUGUUGUAGGACGUCCGGAUGAUCAUUGGGGGGAAACACCGUGUGCUUUUGUGAAGCUAAAAGAAGGGUAUAAGUUAAAUGGCGAUGAUUUAAUAGCAUUCUGCAGGAAAAAUUUGCCACAUUAUAUGGCACCCCGAAUGGUUGUGUAUGAAGAGUUGCCAAAGACGUCGACUGGGAAGACGCAGAAGUUUGUUCUCCGCGAAAAGGCCAAGGCCAUGGGGAGUUUGUCGUCAAAAGGUAAGAGCAAACUAUGAGGGUUGAAUUUGUUGCAAUUAUCUAAUCUUAAUUGAAAUCGGAUUCUGUGUAUAUCGAAUGCUGUAUUUUGCGCAGUAUCUUUUGUGAAUGGUUAAUAUAAAUAAUGAACACUGUCCAUGGAA